Bombus pyrosoma is the source of this 787-nucleotide messenger RNA. Its product is annotated as PCNA-associated factor-like. The coding region runs from base 150 to 431 and encodes 93 amino acids. The transcript has 4 exons. Gene Ontology annotation, biological process: translesion synthesis; regulation of cell cycle. NCBI's taxonomy places the organism in Eukaryota, Metazoa, Arthropoda, Insecta, Hymenoptera, Apidae. Gene Ontology annotation, cellular component: nucleus. The record is from RefSeq and is a predicted model, not a curated record. Gene Ontology annotation, molecular function: chromatin binding.
UUGAUGCUCAACUUAUUUACGAUUGGUAGUAACAAGUAAUAAGGGACAGGGGUUAUUCAUUUUGAAUGUCGUGUAAUGUAUUAUAACGAAAUCUUCUAAGGUCACUUAUUUUCUUAUAUUUUUCAAUUUGUAUUCUUAAUGUUUAAAAAAUGGUGAGAACAAAGGCGGAUCGCGUCCCUACAAGAGCUGUUGGUAGCAAAGCACCACAUAAAACUACGAAAAGUACACCAGUUAAGAAAUCAAGUAGCAGUAGCAAAGGAAAGAGUUAUUCAGGUGGUAAUCCGUAUCAUCCAAGGGAAACUCCAGAAUGGCAGAAGCCUAUUACAUGUUUUCUCAACCAAGGUUCUGUGAAUCAAUCUAAAGAUUUGUCAAAAGCUCAGGAAGCUGCUGGUGAAGGUCCUAGCCAAGUAGUAGAAAAUGAGUCGGACUAAAGAUGUGCAACAUUGUUGUUAAAUUGUUAUGGUAUUAUCAUAGUGUUAUUUGUCAGUACAAAAGCUUAUUUAUUUCUUUAAACCAGUGUAGGCAUAAGUAUUUUAUAUUUUAUUACAAUGAACAACAAAGAAUUUUUAAUUUUAACUAACAUGAGACAAGUAAAAAGAUAAGAAUGAACAACACAAGCAUCUAAAUGGUUAAAAUAGAAUUAAAUUAGGUAAAUUAAAUACAAAGCAGACUAAAUAUAUCUUUUUACUCAACAUUUGAAAUGUGAUCAAUAUCAUAAGUAUAGUAUUUAUAAUUUAAAGGACAAUAUUGUAAUAUGUCUAAAUAAAAUUGUCAUAAAUGAAGGAAA